UAAAAGAUGUAUGUGUAAUCAUGUAAUGAGGUUGUUACAGGCGUUUUCAGGUGAUUCUGACUAUCGUAUUCAUAGCCAUACGUUCGAGGAAAACGUAGCUGUAUGACAUUAAUUGUAAGAUCGUAUAGAUCUUGAUUUUACAAUUGAAUUUUAAAAAUGAGGAUCGCUGUGGAGGGCUGCGCUCAUGGCGAACUGGACAUUAUUUAUGAGACUAUACAGGAAAUCGAAAAAAUCGAUGGAAGAAUGAUAGAUCUGCUUAUUUGCUGCGGCGAUUUUCAAGCGACCAGAAAUUUGAGUGAUUUAAAAUGCAUGGCAGUAUCAGAUAAGUACAAGGAUAUGUGUACAUUUUACAAAUAUUAUUCUGGUGAAAAAGAAGCUCCUAUAUUAACCAUAUUUAUUGGAGGCAAUCACGAAGCAUCAAAUUAUCUGCAGGAAUUGCCAUAUGGAGGAUGGGUUGCACCUAAUAUUUAUUAUCUUGGAUACGCAGGUGUAAUACAGGUAGCUGGAAUCAGAAUUGCUGGGCUUUCAGGUAUAUACAAGAGUCGACAUUGGAUGCAGGGACAUUAUGAGAAGCCUCCCUAUACUGAUAGUACUAUACGAAGUGUCUAUCAUAUCAGGAAUCUAGAAGUGUUUAGAUUAAAACAGCUUUCUGGUAAAAUUGAUAUUUUUUUAUUACAUGAUUGGCCAGCAGGAAUAACAAAAUAUGGAGAUGAAGAUACAUUGCUGAAACAAAAACCAUUUUUUAAGGAAGAUAUAGAGAAUAAUGCACUUGGCAGUCCUCCAUGUAUGGAACUGUUAGAACGUCUUUAUCCGUCCUACUGGUUCUCCGCGCAUUUACAUUGCAAAUUUGCAGCACUCGUUCCUGAGAAAGGAGGAGCACGAGUGACGAAGUUUUUAGCGCUGGACAAAUGUCUGCCGAAACGAAAAUUUCUUCAGAUACUGGAGGUGCGUUCACAGGAAGACGGUCCAAUACAAUUGAAUUACGAUCUGGAAUGGUUAACGAUACUUUAUUUGACGAAUCAUCUACUGAGCGUCAAGAGUAGUAUUCAUUAUAUGCCUGGUCAGUAUGGCAUUGGCAGAUGGAGCUACACACCCACGGCAAAGGAGAAACAAACUGUCUAUGAGAAAUUUGCCUCCAAUUUGCGAAUUCCUCUCAACUUUACUCGAACUGUCAAACCGUAUGAUCCGUGCAACAUAAAUACUCAGACCGAAUGGCCGCGACUGCUGAUCAAUGAUCAGACUACUCGAUUCUGCGAGAUGCUGGGUAUCGAUGAUCCUUCUGCUCUACUACAGAUUAUCGCAAACACUGCAAUGGAUAACAGUAGAUCGAGCGAAUUGUCGAUGGAAACAUCCGGCGAAUACACGUCAGAAUCCAUGGAUAUCUCAUUCGACGAGGAAAGUGUAUUCAGUUCCACCUUUGAGGAGAACAAUUCAACAAACAAGUAUUUCGUCGACAACUCACCGACAAACUUUUCCCCUAAGAGUGAUGGCGAUGAUUCAGAUAACAGGGAUACAAGUAAAAGUACCUUGGAUGAAACUGUUAAUAACUCAACCACAGAAAUUGUAGAUUUCACUUCAAUGGACGACAGUAAUGAAAAAACUUGUGUCCAAACCGAGCCGAACUGCAAAAAGUUUAAACGCCGAAAUUAUUCUGUAUACUCUAGCACGCGAAAAAUGGACAAGUUGACUGUUAUCUCGGUGGUACUCUUCUUUGUUGCGGAUAUCUCCGCCAUAAUCAGCAUCUCCAUGCCGGACUGGAUCAUUACUGAUGUCGGCGGCGACACAAGAUUAGGUCUGAUGUGGUCAUGUAUGACUUUGUACAACAGACCGCAGGUCUGCUUUAAAUCAGAACUGGAAUUGGAAUGGUUGUUGGCAUUAGUCUGCAUAUUUAUUGGUUGUAUUCUGAUCACAGCAACUGUAAUAUUACUCAUGCUGUCGCAUUGGGAUCGUACUGUCAUUCCAUUUGCACGCUGGGUAGGAUUCACUGCUAUGAUACUGUUUUGUCACGCAGCAGUUAUAUUUCCAAUGGGAUUUUACAUUGACGAGAUUGGCGGGCAACCCUAUCAGUUGCCUAAUUCACAUCAAGUUGGGAUUGCUUACAUUUUAUUUGUUCUGGCUCUAUGGAUUACAGUAAUCUCCGAACUUUUUGCAGGCAAAGUUUGUCUACCACAUUUUUAG
Cyphomyrmex costatus is the source of this 2178-nucleotide messenger RNA. RefSeq names its product lariat debranching enzyme. Gene Ontology annotation, cellular component: nucleus. Gene Ontology annotation, biological process: mRNA splicing, via spliceosome. Bases 157 to 2178 code for a protein of 673 amino acids. The transcript has 8 exons. Gene Ontology annotation, molecular function: RNA lariat debranching enzyme activity. Lineage: Eukaryota; Metazoa; Arthropoda; Insecta; Hymenoptera; Formicidae. The record is from RefSeq and is a predicted model, not a curated record.